Messenger RNA from Sphaeramia orbicularis (orbiculate cardinalfish), 1272 nucleotides. RefSeq names its product ubiquitin conjugating enzyme E2 A, like (gene ube2al). Bases 154 to 612 code for a protein of 152 amino acids. The record is from RefSeq and is a predicted model, not a curated record. NCBI's taxonomy places the organism in Eukaryota, Metazoa, Chordata, Actinopteri, Kurtiformes, Apogonidae. The transcript has 6 exons.
GGAUUAACGUUAUCUGAAAAACGAAGGAAGGAGUCGGGGUAAUAGGGAACGGGUUAUGGUGUCAAGUAACCAUUAAAUACGCUAAAAAACGUGACGAUAAAAUAAGCCCCUAUAUACGUCUCAGUGUCGUCAGCACGUGUUUCAAGUUAAGCCAUGUCUACCCCGGCUAGAAGAAGACUAAUGAGAGAUUUUAAACGGCUACAAGAGGAUCCUCCAGCUGGUGUCAGUGGUGCCCCAUCUGAAAACAACAUCAUGGUGUGGAAUGCAGUCAUAUUUGGUCCUGAAGGAACUCCUUUUGAAGAUGGUACAUUUAAACUCAUUGUAGAGUUCACAGAAGAAUACCCCAAUAAACCACCUACAGUACGAUUUGUGUCAAAGAUGUUUCAUCCAAAUGUGUAUGCAGAUGGCAGUAUAUGUUUGGACAUCCUACAGAAUCGUUGGAGUCCUACUUACGACGUGUCUUCUAUUCUUACAUCAAUCCAGUCCCUGCUUGAUGAACCAAAUCCCAACAGUCCAGCCAACAGUCAGGCGGCGCAGCUCUACCAGGAGAACAAGCGGGAGUAUGAGAAGCGAGUGUCUGCGAUUGUAGAACAAAGCUGGAGAGACAGUUGACCUGACAAUCAUGAUAGCUGCUCUUUCCAUUGUGUGUGCUGCAAGUUUUAGUAUCGUACCUCUUAAUUUUGGGCCCCCAUACCUUUUUGAUUUUAAGCUUUUAUGCACUUUACCUUCAACUUCCCUUCAUAGUUUUUUUUUUUGUUCUUGCCUGCCAAGAGGGAGAUAUUUUUCUAUUCUGUCCCCCUUUUCCAGUCCAUCAGGGGAACUGUGCUGAAUCUUGCCUUGAUGAUUUGUCAGUAUGGACUACUGGGCCACUACCCAAGAAUUCUGGUGUAUUCCAACUUGAUGUAAUAACUCAUCAUGACUAAUUGUUUAAUGUCUUGGAGGAUUAAUCAGUUAACCCAGGCGAUGCUCUGCUCUCUAAGUUGAUUAUCACAGCAGUUUGUCUGGGCUCCAAUGCUGGUCACUCUAGAUUUUCUUUGGGGAGAACACAGCCCAAGCUUCAUGGAUUACAAAUUAAUCAGACAUCUUUACACUGUGUCUUUGCUGUGUUGUGAACUCUGUUACAUGCAUGAAGAGUGUAUUCAUGUUAUUUAGUACACAUGUAUAUAAGAACCCUGCAACUGAAUUUUAUGUACAGAUUUUGCACUGGUUGUUCCCCAUGUCAUUUUUUUUCAGCACUUGUAAAUAAAUAAAGGCAAUUUCGUCAUAUCUACA